AUGGCCUCAGAGGCCGAUGUCCUCGAUCUAUCUGUGGAGAAAGAUAGGUGUUGGCUAGGGUCAGCGAAGGUUGAUUUGGCACACCUAAAGUUUGGCGGAGAACAAGCGGGGGUCGUAGCUCGACAUGUCAGCCAGUCCAAUGUGAAAUGGUUGAUGGACAAGUUUGAGACAGACCGGUGUCGCCGGCUGGAGCCUCAGCAUUGGAUACCUGUCGCCAUUGAUCAGGCUGGUUUUGAGCAAAUCCUGAGUUACAAUUCGAUGACGAAUCUUACAGCGGCAGCCGAAUGGCUUGACCCCAAUGAUCAGUGGUGGGUUGUCAAGUUCUAUGAAAUCAAUGGCCUGUCUCCUGAGGCCUUCAGAAGCCUUCAGGAGUAUCGAGAUGCCUCUCAAGAGUUGUCUAGUGGAGAGAUCUGCUGGAAUGUAAUGUACCAUCAGCAGCAGGGGGAUGAAACAAAGGUUGGGGAAUGGUUGGCAAGAUGGGCAGGGCAUCCGACCUAUUACCGGAAUUUCAACCAGCUUCAGAAAGGGAGCCGGAAGGCUUAUCUAAUCCGUGAUGCAUUAAGCAAGCUGCAUCAAUUUCCUGGGCUCUGGCGAUCCUGGAAUAUGGGCAGUCUGAACCUUCUCUUGCCAAUGAGGUGCCCCGAGGAGCUCUCAAACGGCCUAAGUCACAUCUGGAAUGUGUGGAAUCGGAUCAUGGGCGAUAGGCCUGACCUUUUGGAUGCUGAUUCUGUGGACAGUCUCGAGGGCCGUUGCCCCUACUUGUCAAAGGAUGAUCGUGAGUAUAUUGAUGAGCUCUUUGGGGAUGGGGCGGUGUUUCCUCAUUUCGACAAAGCGGAAGAACGAGAGUUGCUUCAUCGGCGAUUGAUGGAGACUCAAACCAUCAUCCCUUCCUUCCGAACAUUUAUCAAGGAUGCCAAACAGUUGGACCCGAUAGUGAAGCUUUUAAGGAGGUUUCAACCUCCAAAAUACAAAGGCACUGUCCAGGAGGGGAUGAAGCGAUGUUAUAAACAACCAGCUCAUGAUUUCUAUGUCCAGAUAUCUGAGGUCGCACACCGCCGAGAACGGAAUGUGGAAUGCUAUGGCUUCUGGUCGGCAUAUCGCCAAAUGGUUCUCGCGGCGAUGCGGCACUUCGUCGGGCUAGUUCCAGGAUCUCUGCCGCUUAAAAUGCAUAAGGUCCCACCUUCUCAACUCCAGGGAAAUCCCCUGGUUCUGUGGAAUCAAUUCAAAAACCUUUCUUCAUCAGUUGGCUUCAUCCUAAGGUCGGGGCCUUUCGUUAGAGACAAUGGUUGCCCCCCACAGGAUGGAAACAACGAUGCCCUAGAUACUGAUGCCUCUCAUCCGCGUCUCACAUGCAAUGGGCUGAGGAAAUGGUCAAUCGGUAGCCAUUGUGGGAUGACAGAUGGCCCCUCAUAUUACUCAGACAGGAAAUAUCUCUACCUUGAUAACAUCUACUCGCACCCAGGAGAUGUGCCUCGGUCGCAAAUGACAUCCUUCGCAGUCAAGCGGAACUUCAUGCUUGUAUACUUCCCGCAAUUUGAACCGCGAGAUGCCUGCCCUAAUGUGGAACAACAUCGUACCAUAGUUGAUACUGAUAUGCACAAUACUGCAUCAGAAGUUGGACACAAGUAUGGGGUCAUUUUCGACACGGAGACGUCCGAAAUCACAUGUGUUCUUGAUGUUGACUCUCUCCUGAACCCCCCUUGGCUAAAGAGUGAUAUCUGGUGCGCGCCCCCUCUCCAUGAGGGCCACCUUACCAUUGUUCCUCCGACAGUCGUUCCAUCAGACCUUCGGAGAGCGAAAUUAAUUUUUAUAGGAAGCACAUCGCGUCAAGGCUUUCAACAAAAACUUUUAUUUCCUGAUUAUAUCUCGACGAGGAUUCAAGAAGCUACAAUGUUUCCGGACCUCAAAAUGGGAACAAGGCAAUGGGUGCUAAUAUCGUAUGGAGAGUUGGUACAACUUUGA
Histoplasma mississippiense is the source of this 1962-nucleotide messenger RNA. RefSeq lists its product with no specific name. The record is from RefSeq and is a predicted model, not a curated record. The transcript is spliced from 4 exons. Bases 1 to 1962 code for a protein of 653 amino acids. Lineage: Eukaryota; Fungi; Ascomycota; Eurotiomycetes; Onygenales; Ajellomycetaceae.